This is a messenger RNA of Amphimedon queenslandica, 1176 nucleotides long. RefSeq lists its product as uncharacterized. The record is from RefSeq and is a predicted model, not a curated record. The transcript has 6 exons. The coding region runs from base 1 to 1176 and encodes 391 amino acids. NCBI's taxonomy places the organism in Eukaryota, Metazoa, Porifera, Demospongiae, Haplosclerida, Niphatidae.
AUGAUCAAGGAUCAAGGUAGUCAGGAUCAAAGCAUCAAAGCAUCAAAACAGCUACAGUCCACUGAGUCCAGUAGUCUACUAACUAGUCUUGUAGUCUACACUGUUGCAGCUGGAGCUCCUUUUGAUAUUGUAACCACAAUUUUGAAUAUGAAAAGAACUGUGUCAACUAGGAGUGACUUGGAUGACAGUGAAGAGGCUUCUAGGAGUAGCACUUCAGCUAGCAAGAGAUGGAGUGGAGCUGCAAUUUAUAAAACUAAGUUUCAGGAAUCCUGGAUAAAGAAAUGGCCAUUUGUACAACCAGGAGAAGCGGAUAUUGUUAGGCAUUCCUCUUCAGAGCAACAUAAAUCAAAUGCUAAAAGCCUUAGAGCUAAUACCAAGCUCAACUUCCAGCCAGUAAACCAAGAAUUAACAGAGCAGAUCACUAGAGCUGAGGUCAAAGUGACAAAUUUACUUGUCCAACAUAAUGUCCCUUUGGCAGUGACUGAUCAUCUAAGUCCACUUUUCAGAGAGAUCUUCACAGACAGCAAAAUAGCCAAGGGUUACGCUUCAGCUCGUACAAAGACCACAUGUAUCCUUAAUGGCUCAUUAGCACCACACUUCAAGGCUACUCUAGUUGACACUAUGAGGUGUAGUCCAUUCUCUGUUGCAAUCGAUGGAUCAAAUGAUAAUGGCCUUGAAAAGAUGAAUCCCCUUACAGUUAGAUUUUUUGAUGAAGGGAGUGGUCUUGUUGUGACUAAUCUUCUGGACAUGUGUCUUACUACAGGUGUUGAUGCAGGCAAGGCAGAGUCAAUAUUCACUAAAAUGAAUGAGGUCUUUACCAAUAAUGGUGUGUCUUGGGACCAUUGCAUUGGUGCAGGAGUCGAUAACACCUCAGUCAACCUUGGAGUGAGAAACUCCAUAAGGACUAGAGUACUACAGAAAAACCCUAAUACUUAUUUUAUGGGUUGUCCUUGCCACAUAGUCCACAAUACUGCACUUAAAGCUUCCUCCAAGUUUGCAGAGCUUACCAAGUUUGAUGUUGAAGACCUACUUGUUGAUAAUUACUUUUAUUUCGAUAAAAGUACUGAAAGGAAGAACGGCCUAGCCGAAUUUUGUACUUUCUGUGACAGCCAAUACAAGGGUCUUAUUAAACAUGUCAAUACUCGAUGGCUAAGCUUAAGCACAGCUGUUGAGUGA